Ooceraea biroi (clonal raider ant) is the source of this 1182-nucleotide messenger RNA. RefSeq names its product cell division cycle protein 123 homolog. The record is from RefSeq and is a predicted model, not a curated record. NCBI's taxonomy places the organism in Eukaryota, Metazoa, Arthropoda, Insecta, Hymenoptera, Formicidae. Gene Ontology annotation, cellular component: cytoplasm.
GAACUUGCCGUGAUCGCUCGUCGAGAGUGCGCAGAUUGCAUCAUGCAUGCUGAAUUCGCCCGUCUGAUCCUUUUCCGGUUGAUACGAUUGGAUGCGAUUGGUACGAGUUGGUCGUGUUAACAAAAUAAAGUAAAUAAAGCGAGUGCAUACGAAAGGAUGGUGAACGGUUUAAAAUUGGAGUGUUCCUUCUCCAAAUGGUAUCCGACGUUCGAAAAGAACUCCCUGGAAGCUACGAUUCUUCAAGUACCUGACGAUGUUUCAAAGUACUUGGAGCACGAUGAGUUCGUAUUGCCGGUCGAGGCGACGAAAUCCCUGCCAGAGAACGCGCAAUGGAUGGAUGGUGCACCGGUGACCGGUGAGAACGAGGAGACGGAGCAUCAACCGACGUUUCCUGAAUUCAGUCAAAAGAUACAGAACGUGCUAGACGAGUAUGGUGCUGUAUUUGUCAAGACCAACUGGAGUUCACCUGCGGAUGCUACGUGGGUUGCGCCAACAAAGACCCUCAAGUGUAAUACAUUGGAGGAGAUCUAUCUGUUGCUCAAAUCUUCUGACAGAACUGCACGGGACAUAAACGCAGUAAAGUCCUUGAGGGACCACAAGAAUCCUUUACCGUUUUGCCUGGUGUUGAAACAAUGGCAAGAUAUUAAUCCCUGCACAGAGUUUCGCUGCUUCGUCGUGGACAACGAGCUUAUCGCUAUAAGUCAAAGGGACAUAUCGCAGUACCAUAGUUCCAACGAGUCAGAAAAAUAUAAUAUACAGACAGACAUCAAGAGCUUAUUUUCGGAGCGCAUCAAAGGCAGAUUUCCGCUGCGCAGCUAUUCCUUCGACGUCGUGCGACGUAAGAAAGACAAGGUGAAAAUAAUCGAUUUCGGCCUGAUGGAUGAGUCUUCCGCGAAAUCGACGCUCUUCACGUACGAGGAAUUACAGAAUCAUAUCGACGACACGCCGGAAUUCCGUUUCAUCGGGGAGGAAAUCGGCAUUCAACCGAGGCCUCCCAUGCACUUUUGCGUUCCGCGGGAGAUCAGCGAGUUUUUCCAAUCCGGUGACAACGCCACGCUGCUGGACAUUAUUCAGCGGGAAGUGGAAAGUCAACGGAAGGAGGAUGAUGGAGCGACUGCUGACAAUUCGGAAAGUACUUGAUGUAUGUACAAUGAUAAUAAACAGUUUUCUUACAUAUGAACA